Sipha flava (yellow sugarcane aphid) is the source of this 2230-nucleotide messenger RNA. RefSeq names its product cyclic nucleotide-gated cation channel beta-1 (gene CngB). NCBI's taxonomy places the organism in Eukaryota, Metazoa, Arthropoda, Insecta, Hemiptera, Aphididae. The record is from RefSeq and is a predicted model, not a curated record. Bases 201 to 2012 code for a protein of 603 amino acids. Gene Ontology annotation, biological process: monoatomic cation transmembrane transport. The transcript is spliced from 13 exons. Gene Ontology annotation, cellular component: plasma membrane; intracellular cyclic nucleotide activated cation channel complex. Gene Ontology annotation, molecular function: cGMP binding; intracellularly cAMP-activated cation channel activity; intracellularly cGMP-activated cation channel activity.
GGAGAGAACAUUUCCUCUCUCGCGUCUCCCAUCUGUCCGCGCGCCGCCUCGGUUCAUCCCUGUACUACCCCGCGGCCGUACGCGUGGAACGCGCGCGCACCGCGCGUUCAACGCAAAUACAGUGUUACGGUAUCCAUCGUCCGCGUUUUUCGGCCCAGUUCUCGUCGUUUUCUCCUCUUUUUCCAAAACGAUCGCGAAAAAUGGAUAGAAUACCGCCACAGUACGAUUACGAUAACGGUGACGAACCAUGGUUAUCUGAAUUUAUGCCAAUGACAAACGACAGUUCUUCUGCAGGGUCUGGUGAACUGAACUCAACAUUUACCACGCCAAUUUCUCCAGUUGAAAGAACCUCGUGUUUAGAUGUGUCCAAAUUAAUGGACAAAUUAAACGAACAACACAUCAAAGAACGGGACAAGAGUGAGAAAUUACCCUCUUCGUCAAGUAUGAGUUUCACCGAUGCGGAUAGUUUACACCCGCUCUCGGCUCACUUGAGAUUUCAAAUGUCCGACUGUCCAAUCGAACUGCAACCCGAAAAAUCAUUGGAAAAACGAUCAUGGUUUUUUUUGGCCUGGGUCGCCAAUCUCGACUUUAUCAUCGAACCUCAGAGCUUCUGUUACGUGACGUGGUUAAGCCUGGUGACCAUGUGCUACCUAUACAACUGUUGGGUAAUACCGCUGCGCAUAACGUUUCCGUACCAAACACAGGAAAACUUGUGGAAGUGGAUGCUGUUAGAUUAUUGCACAGACGUGAUUUAUUUGUUGGAUACGUUUGUAAUCAAACCCCGUAUUAUGUACCUUAAAGACGGGUUUUGGGUGCGUGACUUAAAACUCAUCGAAGUCAACUAUUUGGAAAAGCUCCAGUCAAAAUUGGAUAUAAUAUCUCUUGUGCCAGCCGACAUUGUGUGUCUUGCACCAUGGUUGACUUCAGAAAUAUUACCUUUGAUGAGACUAAAUAGAAUUAUAAAGAUUCAAACAUUUUGGGAAUUCUUCGAUCAUUUCGAUAGCGUUUUAUCAUCACCAUAUGUGGUACGAGUAACAAGAACUCUAACUUACAUGAUCUACUUGGUGCAUUUGAACGCGUGCGCUUACUACUAUGUAUCCGUCAAAGAAGGACUUGCAACUAAUAAUUGGGUGUUCAACGGCCAGGGUAACGCAUACAUACGGUGUUUUUUCUUCGCUACAAAAACGGCAACGUCCAUCGGGAAAAAUCCACAUCCCGAAAACGAAGCGGAGUACCUGUUCAUGACAGCCAGCUGGCUAAUGGGAGUCUUCGUGUUUGCAAUUUUAAUCGGACAGAUCCGAGAUAUAAUAGCAACGGCCACCAGAUCUCAAACCGAGUACAGAAAACUGCAAGACGAGACACUGGAGUAUUUGAGGAAGUUGAAUAUACCCCCGCGUAUUCGCGAACGAGUCGAACAUUGGUUUUCGUUCACGUGGGAACAGCAAAGAACUUUAGAUGAAAACCGUAUAUUGGACUCGCUACCGCACAAAAUGAAAACCGACGUAGCCAUCAACGUGCACAUGAAAACGUUGAACAAAGUGCAAUUGUUCAAAGACUGCGACAAAGCCUUAUUACGUGAAUUGGUGUUAAAGCUACGGCCAAUAUUAUACUUACCGGGCGACUACAUAUGUCGGAAGGGCGAAGUUGGCAAAGAGAUGUACAUCGUGAAAACUGGACAAGUCCAAGUGGUCGGUGGAGAGGACGACGGAGUGUUGGCCACGCUCACUGAAGGGUCGGUGUUCGGAGAGAUCAGCUUAUUGAGCCUGUGCGGUACCAACAGGAGAACGGCGGAUGUCAGAUCUCAUGGAUUCUCUAAUAUUUUUGUGUUGAGCAAGGAAGACCUUAACGAAGCAAUCAAGUUUUAUCCGAAUGCUCAAGAAAUACUUAAGCGCAAAGCGAGAGAACUAAUUCAACAAAAUGCAGCAAGAGAACACCGGCAAAUACCGAAAGAACUAUUCGACGGCGGCCAUUACAAGAAUAGUAGUACCGAGAGUUUGAUGCGAGUUAUGUAAUUACGAAUACUAUUAAAAUUUGUGAUUUUAUACCAUAAAAAUUGUUUACAAAAUAUACGUACGUUAAACUAUGAAGAAAUAUAAUUGUGUCUGAGAAAAGAACACUGUACAGUUUAAGCACAAUUACAAUAUAAAUUAUUCGUAAUAUUGUGUCGUCGUUAGAGCCUGCGGUAGGUAUCAAAUGAAAUAAACGAAAUUUACUAAUUUCGAUAAGACUA